Anopheles bellator is the source of this 2657-nucleotide messenger RNA. RefSeq names its product zinc finger protein ZFP2 (gene su(Hw)). Gene Ontology annotation, cellular component: nucleus. Bases 1 to 2475 code for a protein of 824 amino acids. The record is from RefSeq and is a predicted model, not a curated record. Gene Ontology annotation, biological process: regulation of transcription by RNA polymerase II. Gene Ontology annotation, molecular function: RNA polymerase II transcription regulatory region sequence-specific DNA binding; DNA-binding transcription factor activity, RNA polymerase II-specific. Lineage: Eukaryota; Metazoa; Arthropoda; Insecta; Diptera; Culicidae. The transcript is spliced from 4 exons.
AUGGAACCGCGGAAGUCAACCGGAUCUGAGAUCAAGGAGAGUGGAUCUCGGAAGAGGGAGGAAAUGCUGGUAAACGUUCAGUUAAACGGAGACGAUGAUAUCGACGUUGUGCCCGUGUUGAGGGCGGAUGAGUCGUCUUCGUCCGAGGAUGGAGACGAGCUAUCCGAUAAUAUGGAUUCCGACCCAGAGCUGGUGAAAAUGGCGGACGGUCGAUUGAUGCUGGACAUUAAGCGGACCAAAUGUUGCAUUCGGUGUAAGAAACCGUUCAAAACAACGGCGGAUAUGAAAGCUCAUAAAUCGAAGUGUACCGGCGUGGUUGAUGUAGUGCAAGAAACUAUCAAGAAGGAGCGACUGGCAGCCAAGUUUGCGAACCCCAGCGAAGAGUUUCACAAGUACUGCAAUCCGAACCCGGAGCAACCCUGCUACUGCUGCGGCGAAGACGUGACCACUGCACACGUCGGUCAUAUCCGGUGCAGUUUCUGUCCAAAGUCGUUCAAGGCGUAUGAGUAUAUGCACCGUCAUAUCAGCUCGAUACACGCAGAAUCGGAAGAUUAUGCCUGCAGUUUCUGUAAUGCCACAUGCAGUUCGCAAUUGGUGCUGGUAGAACAUAUCAAGACGCACAGCGAGGGCAAACCGUUUUCGUGCAUUACCUGUGGAAAGGAUUUCACGCGCAGGUAUCACCUCGAUCGCCACGCGAAGCAUUCAAAUUGUGGCGAUAUCAAGAAAGACGUCCAACCGUGCAAUGUGUGCGGCAAAGUAUUCACGCGCAUCGAUAAUCUCCGCGAGCACUUGCGCACACACAUGGGACAGAGCGUACGCAGGCGCGACUACCAGUGUCCGCAUUGUCCGAAGACGUUCUACGGUUCGUCGCUGCUGAACAUUCACAUUCGUACGCAUACGGGAGAGAAACCGUUUCCGUGUGAUCUCUGCCCUAACUCGUUCCCCUCGACGGGUGCUCUGCGUAAGCAUCGGCGGAAGCACACUGGAGAAAGGCCGUACCGCUGCGACGAGUGUUCGGCCACGUUUGCCGCCCGAGAAACGCUCAAUCGCCACCGGAAGGUACACACCAACGAUAAGCGGCACGUGUGCCCAGAAUGCGGGAAGCGAUUCAUUCAGGCAACCCAGCUAAAAACGCAUCUGUAUAAUCAUAACGGCCAAAACGGGUUCAAGUGCACAGAGUGCGAUGCUACAUUUGCACGAAAAACGCGACUAAACGAGCACGUGAAGUUUCAGCACAGGAAAGAAGAGCCGUAUGAAUGUAACGAGUGUUCGAAGCAGUUCUUGCGAAAGGAUGAUUUAAUGCGCCACCUCGUUAUUCACACCGGUGACAAACACUUUGAAUGUCCAACUUGCGAUAAACGGUUCGCUGUGAAGGCCUCACUAACGCUGCAUCUCAAAACGCAUAUCGUCGAGAAACCGACCCAGUGCAAGCUCUGCCACGGGAACUUUAAACGUGCCGAUUGCUUGCUGAGACAUAUGAAAUCAAAGCAUCGGGAUUGUGUGGAGGAUAUUAAAAAUGAAAUAAAGCGUCUUAGCGAGAAAGACGUGAAGCCCAAAAUAGUGCCGAGUGCCGCUUCGGUCGAGAUUAACGGAGAAGUGUACCAGAUCACGACGAUGGAAGCCACGCCAAGCCAUGAACCGGAGCAAUUGCUCGAAUUAGUCGAACUUGAUGUGGUGUCUGAAGAUGCGAUCGACGAAACAAGCGCAAAACUACCUUCGAUCAGUCCUGGCCGGAUUUUGUUAACUUUACAGAAGGAAACGGAAAUGAAGGCGGAUACGGUGACCAUAGACGAAGCCAAGCCAACAUUUAUCGAGAUUCAGAAUGAUCCAGUAGAAAUAGUUGUUCCGGAGGAAGUACUGGAGGACGCGGCAUAUAUGGAGGAAGUGGUGGAUUCGACACAUGUUGAGGUUGUGGCGCCACAAAAAGAGAAAACAUUACCAUCGCUGCCACAAACUGUACCUGUACCAGAAGUUAAGUCGGAAGCAGUGUUGGUCACAUCACCGGUGGCGAAAUCUAAAGAUCGGAAACCACGUACUGUAGAAUCGAAGGAUUCUGUGAGGGGUAAAAAAUCUCACGAAGACGUUUCGGAUGAUUCAACACGAAAGAGGUCGCGCAUCUUCAAAGCUCGCACAUCAAUGAAACGGCAGAAACCAGAUGACGAUAGCAUUCCGAUCUUUCUUAGCGAUUCCAUGCUGAUGGACAAGGUUUCCGAACUUCUGCAGAUGUUGAUCGGGGAGGAGAUGUUAAAAGAAUUCGGAUGGCCGAAAGCACCGGUCGACGAUGUGCUAGUAAGGGUGAUUCGACGCUGUGGCCACCAGCCAGCCAAAGGUGAGGAAGCUGGUGAUCAUACGACACGUAUGCGUGAAAACACUAAAAUCCUAUUUUCGGUCACGAUGGACGAUAAUGAUGUUAAGGCACUGCUCAACAAUCACACCGUUGAUGAGGUCAUUAUGCAUGUACUAAGAAGCAAGUAAGAGUUAGUUGUAGCAGGAUUUCUAUACGAUAGGAACUUCCAAAAUAUCAGAGGCCUUCGCCAAAGAGCGACAUCUAUGGGUUGUGGUAAAAAGAUUGCUUUUUAUUUUGAAACCAUAUAUUGUUUCUUCUUAUUCAUCAUUCAUAUUGUAAAUAGGAUUUAAUAAAACCGGAGGAAAUGUAA